AUGUCGAGCUCGCCGGAACCCGAAGCCGCCAAUGGCUAUUCGCGCUUGGUCGUCCGUGAUGACGGUGGUGCCAAUGGCGAUGCCCAUGGCGAGAGCGAUAUGUCCGAGGUGGACGAGUCGAUAACUGCUCGUCCACACACUUCUGCCUCAGCCGACUACGACCAAUCCGCUGACGAACACGAAAACACCUUUGAAGAAGAGGAUCAAGAGGCCAUUGCUUCUAGUGAAUCUGAUAAUGACAACCCCACUGAUGAUGCCGACUUCGACAUGGAGGAAAGCGCCGCUGCUUCACACAGUGACGGCGCCCAGGACGAGCGGUCGGCGUCCAAUAGCUCCCGACAGUCGAACAAGCGAAAAGCUACGAAUGAUGAGGAGGAUUACAUCAAAGCCAAUCCAGAGCUGUACGGUUUGAGAAGAAGUUCUCGACCCAGCAAACAGUCCAAAGUCGUCGAUUCCGAUGAUGAGGACUCGGAUUCCGAUGUCGUGCCCGUCAGCAGACGCUCGACGAAGAGACGACGCGUCGAGCAGAUCUCUCAGCAAUCUUCCAAGCGAGCGACUCCGGUGCGACAAACCCCUGCCGAUGAUUCUGAUUCAGACACGUAUGGCGGUGCCCGCGCAAAGGCUUUCACCAAGAAGGCACGUCGUCAAGCCCAGGCACCUACCGCGGCUGUAUAUACCGAAAAGCGAUGGUCGAGCAGGAACGCCGCGAAAAAGGUCCAGGCUGGUAUGUACGAAGAGAGUGAUGUCGACGACGAGGACGACGAAGUCACCCCGGCCUAUUGGGGUGAGGAUCUAGCCGACGACUCGCCCUACAUUGAAAAGGUCGUCGGUCAUCGCGUCAGGGAUGGCGGUGAUCUAGCUUACGACGCUACGAAAGAGGACUUUGAGUUCAACAUCAAAUGGGAAGGCAAAUCACAUCUUCACAAUACUUGGGAUUCUUGGGACACCCUGAGAGGAUACCGUGGCGUCCGCAAACUCGAAAACUACUAUCGCAAAGCCGUCGAGUAUGAGAUUGACCUCAAGUUCGCUGGGGACGACAUCCCACCCGAGACUCGCGAACAAUACCUACUCGACAAGGAGCGCGAGCAGGAUGCCCUCUCCGACUACACAAAAGUCGAGCGUGUCGUUGCCGAACGAAACGGCGACGAGGGCAAGGAAUACUUUGUCAAGUGGAAAGGUCUUACCUAUGAGUGUUGUACUUGGGAGCUUGCUUCUACUAUUCGCGACGAUGCCCAAGAUAAAAUCGACCAGUUCCUCGAUCGCCAAGCGCGCACGUGGACGUCUGACAAGUACGAGACGAACCUGAAUACCAGAACCAAGUUCUUGAAACUUGAGAAGCAACCCGAUUUCAUCAAAGGAGGCGAGUUGAGAAACUUUCAACUGACCGGAUUGAACUUCCUCUGCUUGAACUGGUGUCGUGGCAACAAUGUCAUUUUGGCCGAUGAAAUGGGUCUGGGCAAGACAGUUCAGAGCGUUGCUUUCUUGAGUUGGCUGCGCAACGAACGCCAACAAGAAGGGCCCUUCCUGGUUGUCGCACCUCUCAGUGUCAUUCCUGCUUGGUGCGAUACCUUUAAUCUGUGGUCACCAGAUCUCAACUAUGUCGUGUAUCUUGGAAACAGCGAGGCUCGCGCUACGAUCCGCGAGCAUGAGCUGUUGAUCAACGGCAAUCCCAAGAAGACAAAGUUUAAUGUCUUGGUCACAUCCUACGAGUACAUUCUCUCCGACGCCGAUUUCUUGCGUACACUCAAAUGGCAAGCACUCGCCGUCGAUGAAGCUCACCGCUUGAAGAACAAGGAAUCUAAGCUGUAUGCCGAGCUGGUCAGCUUUGGCGCCCCUUCAAGGCUCCUCAUUACCGGUACGCCCAUUCAGAACAAUCUGGCUGAGCUUGCCUCUCUUCUUGAUUUCCUGAACCCGGGCAAAGUCGUGAUUGAUGAGGAUCUCGAAACAUUGCAAAGCGCAGACGCUCAAGAGAAGCUCCAAGACCUCCAUGCUGCCAUUGCACCUUUCAUUCUCCGCCGUACCAAAGAGACGGUCGAAUCUGAUCUGCCCCCAAAGACGGAGAAAAUCAUUCGUGUUGAGCUGUCUGAUGUUCAGCUCGAGUAUUACAAGAAUAUCCUGACACGCAACUAUGCUGCUCUCAAUGAGGGCAACACGGGACAAAAGCAGUCCCUACUCAACAUUGUGAUGGAGCUGAAGAAAGUCAGCAAUCAUCCCUACAUGUUUCCUGGAGCCGAGGAGCGGGUCCUCGCCGGGAGCGAGCGGCGCGAGGAUCAAAUCAAGGGUCUCAUUACAAGCAGCGGAAAGAUGAUGCUUCUGGAUCAACUUUUGACAAAGCUUCGUAAGGACAACCAUCGUGUACUGAUCUUCAGUCAAAUGGUCAAGGUCCUUGACAUUCUUGGAGACUACCUUCGCCUUCGUGGCUUUCAGUUCCAACGCCUUGACGGUACGGUCGCUGCAGGACCUCGUCGUCUUGCCAUUAACCAUUUCAAUGCCGAAGACAGCCAAGAUUUCUGUUUCCUUCUCUCGACCAGAGCUGGUGGUCUUGGAAUCAACUUGAUGACAGCAGAUACGGUCAUUAUUUUCGACUCCGACUGGAACCCUCAAGCCGAUCUGCAAGCAAUGGCCCGAGCUCACCGUAUCGGCCAGAAGAAACCUGUCAUGGUUUAUCGAUUGGUUUCCAAGGAAACCAUUGAAGAGGAAGUCCUUGAACGUGCUCGUAACAAGCUCCUCCUCGAGUACCUGGCCAUUCAAGCUGGCGUCACGGAUGAGGGCAAGGCUUUCCGAGAGGAAUUCAAACAACGAGGUCUCAGAGUCGACGAGGCCAAGUCAGCUGACGACAUCCAAUGGAUCCUGAAAAUGCGCUCGCAGAAGAUGUUCGAACAGUCAGGCAAUCAAGAACGCUUGGAGCAGCUAGAUAUCGAUUCCAUUCUCGAGAACGCAGAGGUCACAAAAACUCAAGUCUCGGACAAAAUCAAUCUCAGUACUGGUGGCAUUGAUUGGGACAACUUUAUGCAAUACACCGAUGUCAAGGUUGAUGACCUGGCACUGGAUUGGGAUCAGAUUAUACCUGCGGACGAGCUGGCUGCCAUCAAGGCUGAUGAGGAUAAGAAGAAGAAUGACGAGUAUCUUCAACGGGCCUUGGAGGAGAGUGCCCCCAGACGUGCAGCGCUCAAGGGUGCACAAGCCAAUGGCGAUUCCGAGCGAGCCGAGCGCGCGGCUAAGAAGCGCGAGCGAGAGCAGCUGAAGCAGGAACGGCUCGAGCAACAGAGAGCCCUUCGUACCAACCCUAAGCGUCCACUAAACGAGAAGGAGAUGCGCAACCUGAUUAGGGCAUUCAUGCGUUAUGGUUACUUUGACGACCGCCCAGAUGAGCUCCUCCGUGACGCCCGCCUCAGUGAUCGAGAUCGAGACUUUAUCCGCGGUAUUCUCGAGGAUCUUGUUGCCACAGCCCAAGAGGCGAAGGACAAGAACAAUGAUGAUCUUCGCCAGCAAGAGCAGCAAACCAGGAAGAAGCUGACCAAAAAGGACGUCAAGGCGGUCAUGUUUGACUUUGGUGAGAUCAAGAAGAUCAACGCUGAAACCAUUCUUGAGCGACCACCUCAGUUGCGGCUCCUUCGUCGCAUUAUCAGGGAGCAACCAGACUUUAGGAACUUCCGUCUUCCCGAGGCAACAAAAGCAGCACAUUACAGCUGCGAAUGGGGGGCCAAAGAGGACGGGAUGCUGAUGAUUGGCCUUGAUCGCUAUGGUUUUGGAGCUUGGACAAACAUUCGAGACGACAAGGAACUAGAGAUGGCGGACAAGUUCUUCCUCGAGGAGCACCGCGUGGAAAAGAAGGCAGCACGUGAACAAGCAGAGGCCAAGGGUGCCAAGGCUCCUGGUGCCGUUCACCUUGUUCGUCGCUCUGAAUAUCUCCUGUCAGUCUUGACGGCUAUUCAUUCGGAUGACGUGGAGGCCAAACGCGUUGUUGAAAAUCAUCAUCGCAACAACAAGAAGUCAGCUCAUGCUCUUGCAAAUGGCCACCGCAGCAAAAACGCUACAUCCGCCUCGCCUGUACCCCGAAAGAAGGAGUCGAGGGAUCGUGAUCGCGAUCUAAUUCGUACGAAUUCCCGUGAUCACGGUCGGUCGCGUGAGGUAGAUGGGGACUCUAGGGACUCUAGCCGUCUCAUUCCCAAGCGCAAACCUAGUGGUGGUCUAGAUGAAUCAGCACGACGCAAGCAUCCUCGUGUUGAGACUGAGAAGGAAGAUUCUCCCGAGGCUCGCAGGCGUCAACAGGAACUGGAGGAAGAGGAUGAUAAGAAGAAUGCUCACAUUAUUGAAGCCCUGAUGCAGCCAAUUUGGGAAUCUGUGCAGCGGGUAGAGUCAUGCACCAGAGCCAAGAUUCCGAUUGCCAAGGCAAGAGCCAAGGUCUUGAAGGCAGAGAUCACGGCGAUUGGCAAUUUCAUUGAAGGCUUGCCACAGACUCCCGAGCUGAACAUUGACGAGAUCAAGCCGAAACUUUGGCGAUUCAUCUCUAAGCGGAUUCCCCCUAGUCAACCGGACAAGGAUAAGGGCGAGGCCUCGAGCUCGGAUAAGGACAAGUCGAUGACUGGCCCGCGGCUUUCGCAACUGUACCUGCAGUUGAAGACGGCAGAAGCAGAUGCACAAAAGGAAAAGGCGAAGUCUUCGAAGUCAUCGAGCUCAGGAACUGCGAAUGGAACUUCACGGGGCGAGGUCUCGCGACCAAGGCACUAG
Molecule: messenger RNA, 4731 nt
Organism: Pestalotiopsis fici W106-1
Lineage: Eukaryota; Fungi; Ascomycota; Sordariomycetes; Amphisphaeriales; Sporocadaceae
Exons: 5
Coding region: 1-4731 (1576 amino acids)
Biological process (GO): nucleosome organization; regulation of transcription by RNA polymerase II
Cellular component (GO): nucleus; chromatin
Molecular function (GO): ATP binding; DNA binding; ATP hydrolysis activity
Source: RefSeq, a predicted model, not a curated record